AUGAUGAGACAAUUCAGAGAGACACAUGGUAACUUAGAGAGUGUAAUAGAAAGAUGGAAAGAAUGCAUUUCUGAAUGUAUAUCAAUACUAUGCAAUCAGUACAACAUACCUCCACUUGAAAUAUUCAAGGCCUUUCCUCUUAGAAAAUGGGGCUUUGACAUAGAAGAAUAUGGAGGCUGUGAAGAGGACCUCCUGCAAAACAAUGAAGAUCAACAAGAAUAA
Messenger RNA from Encephalitozoon romaleae SJ-2008, 222 nucleotides. RefSeq lists its product as hypothetical. The coding region runs from base 1 to 222 and encodes 73 amino acids. The transcript has a single exon. NCBI's taxonomy places the organism in Eukaryota, Fungi, Microsporidia, Unikaryonidae. The record is from RefSeq and is a predicted model, not a curated record.